UCUGGGAAGCGUCGGCGGUGUCGUCUUCGAGGGCGCAAUGUCGCGAGACGAGCUUUAGUACGGUUCGGGUCAGCAGCAGCGAUGCCGGUCGAGGAAGAGCUGCACCUGAACGGCGUCGGGAGGACGCAGAUCUACCAGCAGCCCUCCACCGGAGAGAAACACGUCCUGUUUUACCCCACAAGCCCUGCGCCUUCCGUCAAUUCCGAAGAGCGAAGGAGCUGGUCUCAGGCUUCGUCUUCGGCUGUUAACACGCAGACUCGGAACACUCUUAGAAAUUCCAAUAACAAUACAGAAAACGUCACGAGAAUGAAGACAAGUGAAGCGGUCGACCCGCCUGACUCCGGGGGACACGGUCCGGACCCCAACGACGGCUUCCGAGGCAGAUAUAACUUCAGGAUUGGAAUUUAUGGAUGGAGGAAACGGUGUCUUUAUGUCCUCAUCUUAGUGCUUCUAGUGAUGGUAAUUGUCAAUUUGGCCCUGACUCUGUGGGUGCUCAAAGUUAUGGAAUUCUCUUCGGAAGGAAUGGGUCAGUUGAAGAUUGUAAGUGGUGGAUUGCGCCUCGAGGGAAAAGCGUUCGUUUUAAACACUUUAAUAGCCAGCAGCAUAAAAUCAAGAACAGGGCAACCGAUAAUCGUUGAGUCGAGCAGAAACCUUACAUUAUCAUCUAGGAGUAAAAAUGGUCGUUUGAACAACAUGAUAUUCCUAGGAAACGACCGCUUCGAGUGCCUCACUAAUAACUUCAAAGUAAUGGACGAUCGGGGAAUGGUUCUGUUUGCAGUAGAUGGUCGAGAAGUAGUUGUUGGUUCCGAGCUUUUGAGGGUGACGGGGGAAGGAGGCGCAUCUUUCAGCGGCUCUGUCCAAACUACGUUGGUUCGGGCCGAACCCGGCAACGACUUGCGACUUGAAUCUCCCACCCGCUCCUUGGAAAUUCAUGGUCCUCAAGGCGUCCACAUCGAAUCCCGCGGCGGCAAAAUGAAGAUAAUCUCUCUCAAUGACAUUAGUUUUAGGUCAGAAGUAGGAUCUGUGCGUUUAGAAGCGAGUUCAGUAGUGAUGCCACUGCUACCCACCGCCAUUCCUACUUCCAAACCCGCCUCCAACAAGAACGAAAUUUUCCAAUUAUGUGUGUGCAAUAACGGAAGAUUGUUUCUAGUACCAUCGCAUUUACAUUGUGCCGCCGAAGACGACGAUAGAAUCUGUCGGUAAUCAAAGUGUACGAAAAACAUUUGUUCCAUGUAAAUAAAUAAGACUCUGUAUAAAGCACAACUAUCGCCAAAUUGUUCAUAAUGUACAUAUUUUGUAUAUGAAAUAAGUUAAUUCAUAGAGAAAUUCUAUUGUUUAAGUUUUGUAUUUAUUUACAGUUAGACUAAGCCUAA
Molecule: messenger RNA, 1373 nt
Organism: Zophobas morio
Lineage: Eukaryota; Metazoa; Arthropoda; Insecta; Coleoptera; Tenebrionidae
Product: gamma-sarcoglycan
Exons: 6
Coding region: 82-1203 (373 amino acids)
Biological process (GO): heart contraction
Cellular component (GO): membrane; sarcoglycan complex
Source: RefSeq, a predicted model, not a curated record